GGCAUUUGCAAGGUUGCUUAUUUAAAUGGAGGACUCCCUCCUCGCCGGCCCGUGCCUGUCAAAAGCAUUACAAUCAUUUUACUGUGAAACUCAUGAAAGCCUUUUGGGAUAUCUGUGUCUAAUAAUUCCUUACCUUUUCAAUACUCUCUCUACCUUUGGAAUUCCUUGUCUUUUUGACGAAUCAAGAAAAAUCAUAAAGAAAUGGGUGCUCUCGAUCAUUUGCCUGACUUCUUCGACUGCUCUGGUGGUGGUUCCAAGCACAAGAAACGAAAGAAUUUGCAGACGGUGGAAGUUAAGGUCCGCAUAGACUGUGAAGGAUGUGAGCGCAAAGUGAGGAGAGCACUAGAGGGGAUGAAGGGUGUGAAGCAAGUGGUUGUAGAAAGAAAGGCAAACAAGGUGACAGUCGUUGGAUAUGUGGAGCCAUCAAAGGUGGUUGCUCGCGUGGCACAUCGCACUGGUAAGAAGGCAGAGUUGUGGCCAUACGUGCCAUACGAUACGGUGGCCCACCCUUAUGCACCUGGGGUUUACGACAAAAAGGCCCCUGCUGGGUACGUGAGAAAUGCUGAGGACCCACAGGUGUCCCAACUAGCACGUGCGAGCUCUUUUGAAGUUAGAUACACCACCGCUUUCAGCGAUGAGAACCCUGCAGCUUGUGUUAUUAUGUGAUGAUCAUUAUUGUAAUUAGUUGUUUUCUGUGCUUUGAUUUUAGGGCUUGCAAUUAUUAAUUUCUUUUUUAAUUUUCCUUGUCUUGUAUGCCGUGGUGAAAUUAUUUUGUAUUUGUA
Molecule: messenger RNA, 782 nt
Organism: Populus euphratica (Euphrates poplar)
Lineage: Eukaryota; Viridiplantae; Streptophyta; Magnoliopsida; Malpighiales; Salicaceae
Product: heavy metal-associated isoprenylated plant protein 26-like
Exons: 2
Coding region: 202-666 (154 amino acids)
Molecular function (GO): metal ion binding
Source: RefSeq, a predicted model, not a curated record